UUCGCGUAGUUUUAGAUGUGGGAUAUUAACAAAAUGUCAGAUGGUCCAGGUUCCUCCACACUUCAGGGAUCAUCCUCUCGGUUUACCGGCGAAGACUCUGCACUCGCGGGGGUGACCGGCGUAAUUAUAAUAAAAAAGAAAAACAGUGCCAAUUUAAUUAAAAAAAGUGAAGAAAUUUCGCGAGGUUUGGUAAUCCUUGCUUUUCAGGAAAAUGGGGACGAAGGGGAUCUGCAGGAUCCCUUUUGCAUCGAGGACAAUCCUCAGAAGAUCACCUUCGAGGACAUCACCUCGGCUGCUUUCAAAAUCAAGGGCGGGAUUAUCAAGACUCCUUGCACGCAAUCCCGACUGUCCAAGAUGACGGGAGUGGACCUCUUCCUGAAGAUGGACUUCCUGCAGACGACGGGAAGCUUCAAGGAGCGGGGCGCCCGUUAUGCCCUCGUGAUGCUGAAGGAGGAGCAGAGAAGCAAAGGGGUGAUUUCGGCAUCCCUAGGGAACCAUGCCCUGGCUUUAUGCUACCAUGGAUCAACCCUAGGGAUUCCAGUGACGGUGGUGAUGCCAGUGUUGGCGCCGAUCAUGAAGAUCGCGGCGUGCAGACAAUACGGAGCGGAAGUGGUGGUGAAGGGCGCGGAAAUGGGAGAAGCAAAACGCAUCGCCCUUAAGCUGGCAAAGGAGAAAGGACUAACAUACAUAAACGGAUACGACCACCCGGACAUUAUGGCCGGCCAGGGCACGCUGGGAUUGGAGGUGGUCGAGCAGGUCCCGGAUAUCCACGCAGUGGUGGUACCGGUUGGUGGAGGUGGCCUAAUUGCUGGGGUAGCUCUGGCGAUGAAGACGUUAUACCCCGACGUGACCGUCAUCGGGGUGGAGUCCGAGAGAUGCGCCAGCUUCACCGCUGCCAGGGAGUCCGGCAGGCCAACCUACACCACCAUUGAGUCCACCUUGGCCGAUGGUUUGGCGGUUCCCAUGGUCGGAUACAAUGCUUUCGCCACGGCCAACCCUCUUAUCGAUAAAAUGGUCGUCGUCAAGGAGGAGUGGAUCGCCAUCGCCAUCUUGAAACUCGUGGAGAACGAGAAGUGCAUCGUCGAAGGGGCUGGAGCGACCGGGUUGGCGGCUAUCCUGGCUGGGCAGUUGGAUGAGUUGAAAGGAAAGAGGGUGGUCAUCCCUCUAUGCGGUGGCAACAUCGACACCACGAUCCUGGGCAGGUGUCUCGAACGAGGUCUGGCUGCGGAAGGACGACUUCUGAAAUUCAGCGUGACGGUGUCCGAUCGUCCCGGGGGGAUCGCCGAGCUCUGCAGGAUGCUGGCCGAGAUCGGCGUCUCCAUCAAGGACAUCAUGCACGAGCGCGCCUGGAUAAUGUCGGACAUCUUCAGCGUCGAGGUCAAAGUGGUCUGCGAGACGAGGGACAGCGUCCAUUCGGAGGAGCUCCGCAAGAUGCUGCAUCGAAACUACCGGAAGGUCGUCUUCGGCUCAAUUCAUCAUCCCUCGUGAGCGAAAUGGAUGACUGCUCGAACAACUCAGCCAUCUUGUCGGUGGGACCUCUUCAAGAUCGAAACAGAGAGGGACCACGAUACCCCUUAUAGUAUCCCAGAAUGAACCGCCCACCACCAAAAACAAGCGUCUUCAUCAUCGUCUUCAUAGUCAACACCAACUUCAUCAUCUCACCUCCACUUCACUUGAGAAAAUCAAGUGACCACCGAUCUCACGAUCGAUUUACGGGACAUGCCUCAUCAUUUUUCAAGUCCAGCGCUCUUCAGGGUAUAAAAAUGGACCCGGGGAUCAUUUCGGAGGUGCGUUGGGAUUCGGCAACCUCGUGACGGACACGACUCAGUACAGGAGGGGGAUAAAUAGGGGUUGGCUAGGGAAAGGGUUGGGAGAGAAGUGGAGGAUACGUGACUGAAAUCGUUAAAGGCCUUGGGGCCGCUUUCCAGGAAAUGUAACUGCUGGCCACCCCAUUUAAUUCAAUGUCUCGUACCGGGGGCGAACCUAACGUCCAUUACACCCCUAUCUCGUUUCGGCAUCGUCUUAACCGGGAACGCGACGCCAUGGCCGCCUCCAAAGUGUCGUCGACCAAAUGCGAGCCAAGGUUUCAUUACUCGGUCUCGAGGGUUGCCAACUGCCCCUCAUCCUGGGGUGAGAUCCGGCAUAAACCCGCGCUAAUCGCUAACGCUACAACCCCUCUCCCCCUAAAAAAUCUCCCCAAAAUCUCCCAUUUUCAUUCCAAAACCUUCCCCGCUAAUCAGACCCAUUGCAGGUGGCUUCCGAAGCCAUAAUCGAAGCUCAAAAUGAAAUGGUAACGCAAAACCAGCCAUUUUUCAUCACAAUCAGAAUUUGAUUAAACGCCGCGAAGUCCCACCUCUGCAAAAACAUUGUGCUUAUUUUUUUUUUUCGCCUUCCCACCCCUCCUGGAGUUUCGCGUUUCGGUUCCCGGAUACCAGCUGGGCAGAAUUCCGCUUUUGAAUAGAAUGUGCUACCCGGAACGAAUAAUUUAGCGUUAUCGAAUUUUUCCGUCCCUUUCCCCGGUUUUCGCGUUUUUGGGAUUCGCCGCGAUGUAAAGCAUUUUUCCACCCCUGGUGCGAUUCACAGGUCUGUUUAACCACUUCGUGUAUUCUUACUGGAAUUAAUAAUGUCAAUUAUUUUCAUUCCGAGGGUGUAUUUUUUUUCGACAUCUGAUAUUCGGUCCGCGGAUCCGAACAAAAUGGCGGACGGAUCUCUCUAUUCCCGAGGAGGACGCUGCAGGACGAAAUACGCUUGUUUAAUGGCCGCGCCGUAGCGACGUGCAUGUACGUAAUGCAUGUAUGUGCUGCUGUACAUACCCAUCCCGAAAUAUAUGGGGUAGAUAAAAUUAGAUGGAUCGCUCUCAGGGAGGAGGCGCGAUUUCUCGUUAAACCGAAGCAGGCGAGUGACGUCCUUUUAGAUCCGUCCCAAAGGUCCUGGAAUCGGUCGUGGCGAUUGGAAAUGCCGUUUAAGGUCCCCGUUUAUGUGUUUACGCGUUUGUACGCCUUUAUAGACACCCAUCGAUAGAUCGAUCGACAAACGGAUGGAUUUCUGUCAACCCUGCGUUGCGUAUCGAGCCGAAGGGCGUCGAAAGGAAGAAUUUCACUCAAUUUUGUCACAACUUAAUGCAACAAUUUUUUCUUCGUGAUACUCCUCGUAGGAUGAUUUUCAGUUUUGAAUUUUCUAAUAGAUGUUUCUAAAAUGGCCGAACGCGAUCGAUCGACCUCUGAGUUGGAAUUAUUUCUUUCAGAGCUAGUUAAAAAUGGCUACCGAGACUUUAAGAGACUUAAAGGCUGAGUUUCCCUCUGGAAUUUCCGCGAGGCCCUGUUUUUUUCCCUAUUUCGGGGGAGGGGGCGCACGAGACCCGAAUUUACAGCAUUUAAUAUCGGCAAAAUGAAGUACGAGCGCGCGGGAGGCCGAGCAAGGAGGCCGCCAUUUUGUGGCAUCGAUAAAUCGCUUUUAUUGCCGGUAGGAAAUUCGCCUUAGCGGGUGGUACGACUGCUUCAGGUUUUCACCCCAUACCCAGGGUGUGUAAGGGGCGCAUGAAUAAAAUCUAAUACGAGCUGGAGCACAGCUCGAUCUUGAAAAAAAAGCAAAACUUCCAAAAAAAUCACCUUCACGGUCGCCAUUUCCGCCUCCCUCGCGGCCGCCAUUUUCCUCCGUCCCCGUAACAGAAAAUAUUUUUCCCCAAACGAAGCGUUUAAAAAAUGCGACUUUUAAACAUUUUUCUCGAGGAAGAAAGUAGGAAUGGCGGUCAUAAUGGAGAGAGGUCCUGAAGGAAUCAAAAUGGAAGUAAAUGUAAUCCUGGCCGGACGUUUACGGUGACAAUAAAAUGAAAGGGACACGCGGCGGUUUUAAGCCGCUUUUAAAUUCUUUCGGAAGCACCCCGAUUCCGCGUUUCCGGGUGGAUUCGCCCCUUGAUUCUAUCGCGCGGUGAGUUUUUCCUUUUAUUUCCCGAAAAUUCCGGGUAGAAACGCGAUUUCGCAUCUCUCCAGAAAUUCAGCCUCUUCGCGAGGUCCUUCGCAGGGUUCAUCCCUUUAUCGAAGGGCGAUUUAAUUUCCUACUGUCCCGGUUUCAAUUUGGGGCUGCUUUUAAGGGUAGAAGGAAAGCGAGAAAAGUCAAUCUCCCUCCCAUUUUGCCCACUGAAUAUGGGAUAGGGUUUAUUUCGUCAGAAAUUCCGGGAAAAGUGCCGAAACGGGGGUGGGUGUAAACGAAAGGACUUUCAGUUCGACAAAAGUGAAUAACUUAAACGGCCCUAAUGCUGGAAAGUUCCCUAAUUAAUGCGACGUUAAGGGCCGCUUAAUAAAGUGGUUGCCAGAAUGUCAAUCCGAGGGUGGAAAUGGGGUGUAAAGGUUCUCCAGUCGGCGCGAAGGGUUGACAAUGAUUUUUCGGUAAUUCCCUAGAAAUCCUGAUUUUCCCCAAUCCUGGACUCGAGGCUAAACAAAAAUGACAAUGGGCGAAAAUCUUGAUCCGGGACUCUACCAAUAAACAAUGGCGAGAUGGAGGGAAACGGAGAUCCCUCGAAGAACAAUCACCCCGGCAACGAAAUUUGCGAAAAAGAGAUUCAGUCCUGGGGAAGAAAAAACCCUCCCUGAAAAGAACCGCUGCUGAAGGAAAGAAGAGGCAAGGGAACCCCGGGAAAAUUAUAACAGUGAAAGUGGACAGGCGAAUUAAUGUAAAGGAGAAAGAAGAGCAGCCCCUUUCUUCGAUUCCGCCUUUCUUCCCGGGGAACUUUCUCUUCCGAAACAAUAGGCCAUUCUGUUAGCGCAAGCAAUAGGCGAGGGAAGAGAGAAGUAACCGGAAACUCGGAUGCAAAAGAGACGCCGAGAAAGCCUGGGAGAGGAGGGGCACGAAGCCUCAGCGAUUAUAUUUUUCCAUUAGCGUAAAUAUCCCGACUGCCAAUUUGCAUUUAUAUGUAUAAUAAUACUAGUUAUUCGAUUGUUGGCUCAAAGACGUCGCUCGAAGGCAGCUCGAAGAGGAGGAACGCCGGAAGAGUUGCAGAGGGAUGCUACGUGAGAUGAUGGAAGAUACUCGGGUCCGCCGAGAGGAGUGAAUUGGUACUUAAUAUUACAGUAAAAUUAAUAUCCUUCAUUGACGAUUUUUUUCCCCUCAUUUUCACUCGCACAUGAUGAAUGUACUUAUCAUCAAGAGCGUAAUCGAAUUACACCGUUCACUUGUUUUGCAAGAUUUAUGAAGUUGGUAAUGUAUAUAGAGCCAUGAUGCAAAUGAGUUAAUUGUUUAGAGAAAUAGGUUUGACAAAUCCAUGUUGGGUGGAAUGGGGGAAAAUUUGUUGUACCGAGGAUAUUAGAUGAGAAGUGACAUUGGUCCAGGGUUCGGAUCUCGCAGACAAUUACGACGACCCUCAGCUGCGACCUCCCGUAAUUAGGGGGGGUUUCUAUUAAUACGGACGUUAGUAUUCCGUCGACUCAGGGAAACCGACAUGUAAACGCAGCCGUAAACGCCGACCCGUCGACGUAAACGUGCUCCGACAUCGCGACGUCGGGGAUGCCAGGUGGAUCUAACUGCACCGACUCCGCCAUUUUCAAGUCGGGAAAUCACCACCCAUAACUGCUCCCCUUUAUUCGGGACAUUGUAAAUCUACCCCCGCAGAGGGGCGGAAUGCGUUUCCCAUUCGAACCGGCGAUUGAUACCGAUGCUCGUUUGAGAGAUGCGAAACACGUUCAGACGGCAUUCAGCAACCGCGAAUUUGGAUAAUCAUUUGUCAUAAAAAUGAGGAAACUGAAAAAGAAAUGAUACAAUUAUUAUCACGUAGUCUUUGGGACUUCCGAAGUAUUUUAAAGUGCAUUUUAGGGUUCUCUAGAAGCCUUAAGGUGUUAUGGAAAAGUCAUUCUGUAUAUAUGAAAAUGUCAAAAUGUUUAUAGAACUUUUCUUUAAGCUGAUUUCACCGAAUCCUUAGAAACUUCAGCACGUGAUUAUGGAGAAACGAAGGAAAAACGCGAUGCUCGUGAAAUGUAAUA
This is a messenger RNA of Orussus abietinus, 5972 nucleotides long. RefSeq names its product L-threonine ammonia-lyase (gene Srr). The record is from RefSeq and is a predicted model, not a curated record. Bases 16 to 1488 code for a protein of 490 amino acids. The transcript is spliced from 5 exons. Gene Ontology annotation, biological process: L-threonine catabolic process; L-serine catabolic process. Lineage: Eukaryota; Metazoa; Arthropoda; Insecta; Hymenoptera; Orussidae. Gene Ontology annotation, molecular function: threonine deaminase activity; L-serine ammonia-lyase activity.